CUUAAAUAUUGGUACAAGCUUCAGCUAUGCUCUGCAGUUCGCAUGAAAACAAGCCUGCUAGUUAACUAUGUCUAAAGUUACCUCUUCUUCGUUUACUGACACUACUGAUUUCGAUAAUGCGAGUCGAGGCUUUAUCGCUGCUCUUGAACCCUGCAUAGUCAGAAAUCACGAGGACCACGUUAUCUGGAACAAUGAGGAAUACGACUUUCUCAAAGGUUCGUGCCCGCCAUCAGCCAACCCGAGCCUCUGGCGCCAAGCCCAACUUUGUCGUCAGCAGGGCCUCUACCAAGUCACAGACGGUAUCUACCAAAUCCGUGGAUUUGAUCUGUCCAACAUGACGGUUAUCGAAGGAAAACAAGGUAUAAUUGUCAUUGACCCUCUAAUCUCUGUGGAGUGUGCGGCAGCUGGUCUCAAACUCUACCGCGAACACCGUGGAAACCGACCCGUCACUGGAUUGCUCUACACGCACCCGCAUGGCGACCAUUUUGGUGGCUUUGUGGAACAUGCUGUAGGGGAGAAUAUCUUUGUCGGCAACGCGAUGGCUCGCCGUGCAGUGUAUAUGUAUGGGAAUGAGCUCAAGAAAGGACCAGAGGGCCAGAUCUCCACAGGGCUUGGCAGCACCAUAUCCACCGGCACAACUACACUGAUUCCGCCAACUCUAGAAAUUACUAAGACUGGUCAGGAAGAGGUUGUUGAUGGCGUGCGUUUCAUAUUUCAGAUCACACCAGGAACGGAAGCGCCUUCCGAGAUGAACUUCUAUAUUCCCGAACGCAAGGCUCUAUGUAUGGCUGAAAAUGCUACUCAUAACCUCCAUAACAUCUUAACUCUACGAGGGGCAGUGGUCCGUGAUGCCCAGGCCUGGUCGAGCUACUUAGAUGAGGCUAUUGUUCUUUUUGCCCAUGAUGCAGACGUCUCCUUCGCCUCGCACCACUGGCCUACUUGGGGUCGCGAAGCAAUUACCCAAUAUCUCUCAGAGCAGUGA
This is a messenger RNA of Pseudogymnoascus verrucosus, 982 nucleotides long. RefSeq lists its product as uncharacterized. The transcript has 2 exons. The record is from RefSeq and is a predicted model, not a curated record. Gene Ontology annotation, molecular function: linear primary-alkylsulfatase activity. Bases 68 to 982 code for a protein of 304 amino acids. Lineage: Eukaryota; Fungi; Ascomycota; Leotiomycetes; Thelebolales; Thelebolaceae. Gene Ontology annotation, biological process: dodecyl sulfate metabolic process.